UAUUUUCUUUGUGAGAGCAGUGAGUGAGUGGGACAGUAGGAGGAGCGCUGUGUCUCUCUCUCUCUCUCCUAUUAUUAGAAUAGCGACACACGUUCGUGCUCCGUCCACUGCAAGCAUGGCUGGCGACACUGAAACACAUCUUCUGGACAGAGAGGAGAACGGCCACACCAUCCGACAGCCUUUCCUCAUCGGUGUGUCUGGAGGCACCGCCAGUGGAAAGUCUUCAGUAUGUGAGAAGAUCAUGGAGCUGUUGGGCCAGAAUAAAAUUGACCGUCAUCAGCGGCAGGUGGUCAUCCUCAGUCAAGACAGCUUUUACAGGGAGCUCACGCCUGAACAGAAGGCCAAAGCACUCAAGGGACAGUUUAACUUCGAUCACCCAGAUGCUUUUGACAGUGAGCUCAUCAUGAAGACUCUGCGUGACAUCAUUCAGGGGAACACUGUGCACAUCCCAGUUUAUGACUUUGUUACCCAUUCCAGGAAGGAUGAAUUUGUGACCGUGUAUCCAGCAGAUGUGGUUCUCUUUGAGGGGAUUCUCAUGUUCUACUCGCAAGAGAUUCGAGAUCUGUUCCAAAUGAAACUGUUUGUGGACACAGACCCAGACACGCGACUCUCGCGAAGAGUGUUACGGGACAUCAGUGAGAGAGGCAGAGAGUUGGAGCAGGUUCUGAACCAGUACAUCACCUUUGUAAAGCCAGCCUUUGAGGAGUUCUGUCUUCCUACCAAAAAGUAUGCGGACGUCAUCAUCCCCCGAGGAGCAGACAAUCUCGUGGCUAUUAAUCUGAUUGUGCAGCAUAUUCAGGAUAUCCUGAAUGGAGGAUUCACCAAACGACAGAAUGGUUUACAGAACGGCCACGGGACACCCAGACAAAGACGGGCAUCUGAGUCGAGUAGACCUCACUGACCUCACUGUGACCCUUCCCUCUAUUGAGGAGAGGGUGGAACUGAAUAACAGUGGCAUCCCUUUGAGAACAAGGGGAUGCAGGAGCUGAAAUGCCUUUGUUAUUGUUACUAUUAUUUGCAUUUGAAAUGUUGUUGUUGUGGAUAAUUGUUUGCUUUUUCAGAGGGUUUUGAAGGUGCUGUAUGUUUUUUGGAAGUUUUGAUUGCACACUCAACCUGUCCUGUCAGUGUCUAUCUGCUUUCUCAGCGACUCAGAAAAUAAAUGAAUAGUAUGGAAUGUUUCUAGAGACAACGUUGAUCACAGUGCGGUUAGCACACAUACUUGAAGUCAGAGCUCAGGUUGGGUGGGUUGUUCCAUCCACAAAGAAAAAAACCCCUGCUACCUCAUAUUUGAGGCCCUUUUAUGUGUGUGAGUGAAGAGAUGUGUGAUUUCGUAAAGACAGCAAUAUGGUACACUAGCAUUUUAUAUUGUCAUUUUUUUUUUUUUAAGCUUUCUAGUCGAAUCUCAAUGUUGUUACAUGGUUUUUAUAAUUGUAGUGUUUUGUACAUAUAACGUGGCAAAACUAGAUUUACUGUGUUACCAGAAAUGGUUUUUGUUUUUGCCCACAAUAUCUCAGUGUGCAUAGUGUAAGAUUUUAUGCCAAUUAUACCAGUAAUAAUGGCUUACCUGAUUCCCAAUUACUAGAAUUUGAUGUAAAACCAGAUAAAAUCAGGGACUACAGUCAGAUAUGUUGGUCUUUGUAACAUAAAAUACCUCAGACACUGUUAUUAUUAACAUCAAGAGAUUGAUUACUUGAACUUUAGUAACUACUACUGCGCACUACUUCAGUGAGCUUGUGUGCUUCCUUUCCCCUUCAAGCCUUUGUGCCACGUAUUUUUUUAAGGAUUUAUCACCAGAUGAAUUAUUUAUAUCUGGUUUUGCUGAUGAAUAAUCCAUUACGUUGUGGUGGAAUAAAAUUAUAAAACUAUAAA
Molecule: messenger RNA, 1869 nt
Organism: Ctenopharyngodon idella (grass carp)
Lineage: Eukaryota; Metazoa; Chordata; Actinopteri; Cypriniformes; Xenocyprididae
Gene: uck2b
Product: uridine-cytidine kinase 2b
Exons: 7
Coding region: 116-901 (261 amino acids)
Cellular component (GO): cytoplasm; cytosol
Molecular function (GO): ATP binding; kinase activity
Source: RefSeq, a predicted model, not a curated record